Molecule: messenger RNA, 1011 nt
Organism: Sitophilus oryzae (rice weevil)
Lineage: Eukaryota; Metazoa; Arthropoda; Insecta; Coleoptera; Curculionidae
Product: S-phase kinase-associated protein 2-like
Exons: 1
Coding region: 82-867 (261 amino acids)
Molecular function (GO): protein binding
Source: RefSeq, a predicted model, not a curated record
UGACACAAUCAUUUUAGUUCACGAUCGUUUCUUUUUUUGCCAAAUUCUUGUCAGUUCCUAUUAAAAAAAUAUCACACGGCGAUGAGUUCUCAUAGAAAUCGACGUCAGAAACGCCUUCGAUCAUUGAAAAACAGAGAGAACAUUUCCGUAAGUCCAGUUCCAUUGAAGAAACCAAGAUUACUACUCAAUUACACGCUGCUCAUACCCGACGAAAUACUCGUGCACAUUUUCUCAUUCUUAUCCCACCAAGAACUGUUUGAUAGCGUGAAAUGCGUGUGCUCCAGAUGGUUUAGAGUAGUUUGUACGCCCACGUUAUGGAAAACAAUUUCGGCUGAUAAUAGUAUCCCGACAAACAGUUUGUGUGGAUGGUUGGAACACGCUCCUUUACUUAAAAAAGCGUCGUUUUUGAACAGAAAUGAUAUGAACUUUAUUAUCAACAAGAUUUCGAAAUAUACACCUCGAUUGCAAACGAUAAUAGUGAAAAAUUGUUGGGGCAACGAUAAAUCAAACGUUAUCCAAGCGAAAGCUUUGUACAAACUAGUUAAUAAAUGCGAAAGUCUGAACAAUUUUGUGUUUGCAGAAACUAGAAUCAAAUCUACCAAGUUCUUUAAGCUUCUAGCUGCUAGAAAAAAGUACGCCAGGUUUACCAAGUGCUCAUAUUCCGGACCGAUCAGUGAGAAUCAGAUAAAAGCCUUGCUGGAAGCUAUCGCAACUCGGAAACACUACUAUCUGUCGACGCUGGGCGCUGGAUCGAAAACUGGACUAAUUGUUGAUAGUCGCCUUUUCAACGUUGGAGGUACUCCGCCUCAUUUAAUAGUUCGUCAGGUGUGGAGUACCAUAAUGAAAACACAUUUAAACGGAUCAUAGAUAAAUAAACCUCUUCAAGUACCUGACAGCGUAAAUGGUUGUGUAAUCUAUUUAGUAUAAAUAGGAAAUCUAGAGGUAACCUUUUGUUGCAGUUACAGUAACGUUUAGAGUAUUGUGAAAAUUGAAUAAAGGUAUAAUAUUUCA